Paramecium tetraurelia is the source of this 1707-nucleotide messenger RNA. RefSeq lists its product as uncharacterized. Lineage: Eukaryota; Ciliophora; Oligohymenophorea; Peniculida; Parameciidae. Gene Ontology annotation, biological process: protein phosphorylation. Gene Ontology annotation, molecular function: protein kinase activity; ATP binding. The transcript has 5 exons. The record is from RefSeq and is a predicted model, not a curated record.
AUGUAAGUCUAAGAGUCAGAGGUUUAUAAGCGUAUAAAGCUCCUUGGAUCGGGAGCAUAUGGAAAAGCAUAUGUGGCUGAGAGUAUUAGAGACGGACAACUAUGUGUAAUUAAAUAAAUAGAUGAUGUCUUUCAUGAAACAGUAGAUCGAGAUCGCAGUAAGACAUAUAGAGAGGCUAAAAUAAUGUCGACUUUGAAACAUCCCAACAUCAUUAAUUUCAGGGAAGUAUACAAAACCAAAAAGGGUAAAUUGUGUAUAGUUAUGGAUUAUGCUGAUGGUGGUGAUUUGGCUUAGAAGAUAAAACAAACGCAAGGUUCUUUGUCAGAAUCUCAAGUGCUUGAUUGGUUCACUCAAUUGAGUUUGGCUGUCAAGUAUUGUCAUGAUCGAAAGAUCCUUCACAGAGACAUAAAGGCCUCAAAUGUGUUUUUAACAAAAGAAGGGAUGGUGAAGUUGGGAGAUUUCGGCAUUGCCAAGAUUUUGUCAACGACAUCUCCUUGUGCAAAAUCAGUAAUCGGUACUCCAUAUUACAUGGCUCCUGAGAUGUUUGAGAAUCAACCCUAUGGAUUUAAAUAGGACAUCUGGUGUUUGGGAGUAGUUCUUUAUGAAAUGUGCAAUAAACGACCACCAUUUGAAGGUGAUAACAUCGCAUAACUUGCUUUGAAAGUAGUUAGAUCAAAUUAAGAAGUUUAAUAGGGAAGCUUCUCUCAGGUAAAGAGCAUCGACGACCAGCUAUCAAUGAGAUUUUACGAGAGUAAAUAAUCAGAGAUAGGAUCAAGUCAUUUCUAAGGUGAAACACUCUAAAAGGAAUAGCAAGUGAUUGAUCUAGCAUCAAAAGCCAAACGAUCUGUAUAACAAUUGCCUCAAUUGAAAAAACGAGUGGCUACUCCCAAAUAAAGAGCCAGUCCUAGUGUUCACAAACUGCCUGAAAUCAAGAGAACCAUCGAUACUCCUGAUUUUAGUAGGAGAGUACAGUUGAAAUAGAAUCAAUCAAUUCUUCCCACUUAAUCUCCGAGAAGACAGUCUCCCAGAAGAAAGAAUCAAAUAUCAGAAGGUCCUGAAACUCCGAACAUAAUGAUGAAAUCCCCUUCACUGAACAUCAGGAUUCAGAGUGGUAAAAUACUUACAGACAAACAUUUUUAAUUAAAGAAACAAAUCAAGUCAUUUGAUCGGUAAUAGAGUGGGAGACAAUUAGUGAAUCACUGUAGCAACAUAUUUUUUAGUCCAAAAAGAAAGUAAUAGGAAGAGGAGGAGAAAGUGCUAGACCCUAUUGAGGAGGCUGAUAGUACUCCUUUGACCUUGACUAAAUCAAAUAUUGAAUUUCAGGAUUUCAAUAAUUCGAUUGAGGAAAGACGGAAGAAGAAUAAAAUUAUUUAUAAAGACCCUUUUAAAAAGGAUGAUGAAAUGAGUCAAAUGAUCUCAUAAUUGCAAGAAAUUGUGGAAGAUGAUUUUGACAAUCCACCAAUUAAUGAGUAGAUUAGAAAUCUAAAAGCUAGAUUGAUCCAAAAGUUAGGUAGACAUUUCGAAGAAGUCUUUAGGUAAUGUUUGCAGGCUUUUAAAAAGAAUGGGGAUCUUGGUCAAAGUGAAAUGAUUGGCAUUCUCCAGCAAAGAUUCUCUGGUGUCUCAAUUAAGAAGGUCUCUGGUAUUGCAACUCUAAUUCUCACCCUCAUUAUCUAAACAAAAGGAGAAACCAUCAAUACUGAAUUUUGA